This is a messenger RNA of Rubroshorea leprosula, 954 nucleotides long. Lineage: Eukaryota; Viridiplantae; Streptophyta; Magnoliopsida; Malvales; Dipterocarpaceae. The record is from the annotation of a GenBank genome assembly.
UUAACAGUCCACAUUUCCGAACGAGCUUCUCUCCGUCUAUAAAUUGAAACCCAGUAUCGGCUUUUGAUUUUUCUUUUUCUUCUUCAAGCUAUCUCGGUGGUCUCUGUUUUUCUUUUCUUUUCUUUUUUUUUUUCUUUUUCUUUUUUCUUUUAUAUCUAUUCAUGGCAUCACAAGGUAGCCUCCUUCUUCAGAAACAGCUCAAAGAUCUUUGUAAGAACCCGGUUGAUGGAUUCUCGGCCGGGUUAGUUGAUGAGAAUAAUAUCUUUGAAUGGAGCGUUACAAUUAUUGGGCCACCAGAAACUCUUUAUGAAGGGGGUUUUUUCAAUGCCAUCAUGAGCUUUCCACCUAAUUAUCCAAACAGCCCACCUACAGUAAAGUUUACUUCAGAGAUUUGGCAUCCAAAUGUAUAUCCUGAUGGUCGUGUUUGCAUUUCAAUUCUUCAUCCUCCUGGUGAUGAUCCGAAUGGUUAUGAGCUAGCCAGUGAACGAUGGAUGCCAGUGCAUACUGUUGAAAGUAUAGUUUUGAGUAUUAUAUCAAUGCUUUCCAGCCCUAAUGACGAAUCUCCUGCAAAUGUCGAAGCUGCAAAAGAAUGGAGAGAUAGGAGAGAUGAAUUCAAGAAGAAGGUCAGCCGCUGUGUUAGACGGUCACAAGAAAUGUUAUGAUCUGUGUACCAGAGAAAUACUUUCAUUUAUUGUGUGGGGGGAUCUGGGUGAUGUGCCGUGUACUUGUAGAAUGUGUCAUCCGAAGUCCUUACACUCUUAUCUUCGCCUUGAUCCUUGGACCAUGUCCCGUAAUUGUAUUAACUCAGAACUUUUGUAUUCACAAUCGUUUUUGGUUAGUGUUUGUUGAGGUUCUUCUUGAAUCUCAUUUUCUGUACCUGACUUUUUAUUCAAACAACAAUUUGUCUUCACUUAAAUGUUUGGUGUUCUAAUCAGUCUCUUAAGAUUAAGUUUG